CCACUUCAUAAAUCCCUUGAAAUAAACAAGGAAGUAUUCGUUCUUACCAUCUGUCAACCCCCAGCACGAUGCUGUCAGUUUAAAUUUGUAUUUUUUAAUUCAUAUUUUGCAUUCACACAGCAAUGACCCAAGAUACUGUUGUGCGCAUAUUGAUUUAGAAAAUUAUCGACAUACCGCCGCCGUUGUGAGAGGAACAUGGCUUGGUUAUCAUCAACUCUGGCGCUGUGCUGCUUAACAGUAACGGUAGGCCUACAUGUAAAUGAAAUUGAUGCAACAGCGAAAAUGAGAGUGAUGAAGUCAACUCAUAAUUUAGACUACGACGAGCGUACAUUCUCGCCAUCUACAUUUGCGCACAGCACCGUCAACUUCAGAUCCAAAAUAACUCCUCAACAAGUCACGGGAUUGGAGCCAGGUAACACCGCUCCAGCUUUCAAAGUGCCAACCCUGGAUGGAGAAUUCGUUUACCCGCCACUUGCCGGGUUGAAAGGGCCAUUGAUAAUUCAUUCUUUUACCAACAAGUCUGCCUUUUUGGAGUGCCUGUGGAACUCCGAGUCGUCACUAACCGACUUGGUCCAGGACCUACCCGAGAGCACCCAAGUCCUCUUCGUGUCUCUGGAUGACAGCUCUGUCAACGAUGCCUUAUGGAUGAGAGAUCAAGUCCUUCGUGUAGCACCGCAUAGAAAGCAAGAGGUUUUGUCCAGAUUGCACUUCUCCCCUGUUCCUGUAUUUGACUUGGGGAACUGGAUUCCCAGUGUGCUGUACUCUUGGGGUUGUUCGGGACACAACUGUGGCCUUUCUCAGGCAGUUUUUACCUCUACAGGGUGGAAAAUGCCUGUGACUGUCAAGAGACUUGAUGCGCGAUACGAUUGGCUGAUGGGUUGCUGGAGCCAGAGGAAACACCAGUUGAUUGAUGCAGGCGAUGGGUGUGAGCCCGCCCCCUCCGCUGCAGGUGCUGUUGCCUGGGUUUCCGAGGGCAACUGCUCCUUUUUCACCAAGGUGAAGAACAUGGCCAAGUCCAAUGCCACAGGUGUCCUUGUCCAUGCACUUCCUGGAAACCCGAUCCAGGAUAUGAACUGUGUGGGAGAUGAAUGUUCUACACCACUAGGCAUACCUGCUGCCAUGGUGCAUUGUGAGCCCUCUGUGGCCCAGGCCCUUAGAUAUGGGCACAUGGUGAACGUGUCCUUUCAGAGUACCCCCUCUCCAAACUUCUUCAUUGGCAUUGACCAGCAGGGGGCACUGUCUGAGAUGGGCUGGUUCCUCUACCCCUCCUUCAAAUUCAUCAACUGGCAGGCCCAGUGGUUUGAUUUCUAUGAGGGGCUUCAGACUAGACUCCGUGACCCAGCCUUGGUGGUGCCUGUGUUUGAGAUGGUCCAGAUGCAAGGACAGAGUGGAGCAGUAGCCACUGUGAACCUGCCUUCUGACAUGUUGGAUUUUGACAUGCUGGAGUUGGACGCGUCUCUGUCCUGUCCCAGCCAGAGGGAUGACUCCUGCGCCCACUGGGACCACACUGUGCAGCUGUUUGUGUGCUGUGACCAUUUCAGUCCCCACUGCAACAUGGAGAUGGGGCGCUGGAUAACAGCCUUCCGCAGAGGUAUUGGGCGCUGGCUCACUGAUGUUUCUCCCCUGGUGCCUCUGUUGAACAAUGGGAGAUGUACCUUCACCAUGAAGACUGUGCCUUGGGCCAUGCCCUGGGUGGUGUCCCUGAGUCUGAGAUUCAGCCACACAAAUCACUCAGCCAAUCACACAGACACGCUUUACCCCUUUAAGCUGAUGUCAUUGUACAGUGGAGGCACCUUUGACAAGGAAUACAACAAGAGAUACCAACCAAUCAAAUUCACUGUCCCAGCCUCAACAAAAAAGGUGGAGUUGUAUGCUGUGAUCACAGGCCACGGGAGCGACGAGAACGGUUUCGGCGAGUUCUGCGUGACAUCACACCACUUCCUCGUCAACGGAGCGUUCAAUAACACCCGUAUUUUUGACUCGGCAGGUUCAGCCCUGGGGUGUGCCAUGCGGGUGGGAGAGGGGGCGGUGCCCAACGAGCAUGGCACCUGGCUGUACGGGCGUGGAGGCUGGUGUGAUGGGCUACAGGUCAACCCCUGGAGGACUGACAUCACCACACAGCUGGACAUGAGUGGGAUUGAAGCCAAUACCCUGCUCUACUUUGGCCUUUACAGUGGACAGGACCCCAAUCCGUCUCACGACCCUGGCUACAUUGUCAUGUUCUCUUAUCUGGUGUUCUACAAGUAAAGUCUCCCUGACAACCUGAUUGUCUUGAAUGUGAAUUCUAAUGACUGUGAUUGAUGCGAAUGAAAACCAAUCAUGAUAAAAUAUGUAUUUUCUAAUCAGA
Molecule: messenger RNA, 2347 nt
Organism: Coregonus clupeaformis (lake whitefish)
Lineage: Eukaryota; Metazoa; Chordata; Actinopteri; Salmoniformes; Salmonidae
Exons: 12
Coding region: 196-2247 (683 amino acids)
Molecular function (GO): oxidoreductase activity, acting on paired donors, with incorporation or reduction of molecular oxygen, reduced ascorbate as one donor, and incorporation of one atom of oxygen
Source: RefSeq, a predicted model, not a curated record